Gastrolobium bilobum is the source of this 1425-nucleotide messenger RNA. RefSeq names its product serine/threonine-protein kinase SAPK2-like. The transcript is spliced from 9 exons. Lineage: Eukaryota; Viridiplantae; Streptophyta; Magnoliopsida; Fabales; Fabaceae. The record is from RefSeq and is a predicted model, not a curated record. Gene Ontology annotation, biological process: protein phosphorylation; intracellular signal transduction. Bases 152 to 1189 code for a protein of 345 amino acids. Gene Ontology annotation, molecular function: protein serine/threonine kinase activity; ATP binding.
CCAUUGGAAUUUGGAGGCCAUGAAGAAGAUGGUGAUGCUCCACACAUAGAAGAUUGUUCAAUUCGCUAGCUCAUAUAUUCUUCAAUACAACAACCCUGUUGGCUAUAUUGUUAGCUUGAGCUUGAAGCUUUCAAGUAUAUAUAUAAAACAAAUGGAAGAACAGUAUGAGAUAAUUAAAGAUAUAGGGUCAGGGAACUUUGGGGUAGCAAAGUUGGUAAGGGAGAAACGGAGUGGUGAGCUCUAUGCUGUCAAGAUCAUUGAGAGAGGCCUAAAGAUUGAUGAGCAUGUUCAAAGGGAGAUUAUAAAUCAUAGGUCCCUGAAACAUCCCAAUAUCAUUAGAUUUAAAGAGGUGUUGUGUACUCCAACUCAUUUAGCUAUAGUCAUGGAAUAUGCUGCAGGGGGAGAACUAUUUGAAAGAAUAUGCAACGCUGGUAGAUUUUGUGAGGAUGAGGCAAGAUAUUUCUUCCGGCAAUUGAUUUCUGGAGUCAGCUAUUGUCAUUCAAUGGACAUUUGCCAUAGAGAUCUUAAGCUGGAAAACACACUUUUAGAUGGAAGCUUAGCACCCCAACUCAAAAUAUGUGACUUUGGUUACUCCAAGUCAUCUGUUCUGCACUCCCAGCCUAAAUCUACCGUGGGAACUCCAGCAUAUAUUGCACCGGAAGUAUUGUCAAGAAGAGAAUAUGAUGGAAAGGUUGCUGAUGUUUGGUCUUGUGGGGUAACCUUAUAUGUGAUGCUAGUUGGUGGUUAUCCUUUUGAAGAUCCAGAUGACCCACGAAACUUCAGAAAAACAAUUCAGCGAAUUCUUAGUGUCCACUAUUCUAUUCCAGACUACGUUCGUAUCUCGAAAGAUUGUAGACAACUUUUGUCUCGAAUAUUUGUGGCUAACCCCGAGAAGAGAAUCCCCAUCCCAGAAAUUAAAGUGCACCCGUGGUUCCUUAAUAACAUGCCAUUGCCAAUGGAACUUAUGGAUGAAGGGGAAGGUAAGUUGCAAAAUGAUGUGAGUGAUGUGGAUGAUUCAUCUCAGAGCAUUGAAGAAAUACUGUCCAUAAUUCAAGAGGCUCGGAAACCAGGUGAGGGACCAAAAAUUGGUGGACAGUUUGUUGGAGGAAGCAUGGACCUUGAUGAGAUGGAUUCAGAUGCUGACUAUGAUGAUAUAGAAGCAAGUGGGGAUUUUGUUUGUGCAUUGUGAGUGUUACUAAGACUUCACAUUUUACCUUGCUGACCAAUUGACUUCAUGGGAAAAAGAAAAAGAAAAAGAAGCUUUAAGACAAGAUGUUUUUUUGGUCCGAAUCAAAAGCUCUCUUCAAUUGUCUUAUCUCUGCCUAAUGUUUAGAAUAAGGGAAUUUCAUCUCUUUCUUGCAUUCUGUACUUGGCAAAAAUUCCAUGUCUUAUGUUAAUAUAUAAUAUUGGUCUCUGUUACCAUGA